AUGGCCGAGGCCGCUUUAGGUCUCAGUGUUGCCGCUAACAUCAUCCAGGUUGUGGACUUUGGUACCAAGUUUAUCAGUCUCGCUUGGAAGAUCUGGCAAUCUGGAAAUGGGACUGUUAGUGAGCUUAACAACCUACGGCUAGUUUCAAAAAGUCUCCAGGCAACCCUGCAACAAACAGAAAUAGGCGAAACCUCACCUCUAAUCCCAAUCGAGGAUGCGACGAAUGGUAGGACCUUUGCGCUUGCCGAGGAAUGCUAUAAAACUGCCCAGAAAGUCAUAGACUCCAUUGAAGGACUUAAAAUCCCCGAAGGAGAUCGGACAGAAUGGACUAAGCGCAAAGCCAUCGUAGCCGCCUUCAAAGUAAUCUGGAGGAAGGAAGAAAUUACGGCUUUGGAAGCUCAACUUUCUAGGUGCAGGGAUCAAAUUGUGUUAGAUCUGGCAGUUUCUUUGAGGGCUUGUGUUACGAAGUCAGUAGACAUGCAAGAAUCGAUUUUAAAGGAGCUCAUGGAGUCCCGUUGCAAAACCGAAACGCUCAAAAUUGCGAUAGACGACUUAUCAAGGGGUCGGAGUGGCCCCGCGCUACCAUUAGUUGACCAGACGCUAAGCCAUGAAAACGGCCUGGGCUCAACGUUGAUUAAUUAUCUUACGACAGAAACUACGCUAAUUGACUGUGUCACGAAAGAGGUUGAUGCUUCCGAGUACAAGGAAUUAGGACGCAAACUUCGUAGUGAUCUUCUCAAAGUUGUGUACAACUCCGCUAAGUCGCUGCUCACCACCGAAGCGCCCGUUUUCGAAAUUGAUGAACUUCGGAAAUCAUACCUUGAAAAGAAGUAUCUUCUAAAGCUCGAUUAUGAUGGUAUGCAUGAUCGUGUUUUCACGGUCCCUGAUGCCCAUAGAUUGACAUUCCGUUGGAUAUUUGAGGAGGAAAAAGGUCAACAGCAACUUUGGGCUAACUUUCCUCACUGGCUGGAGUCAGAUCAGCAGUUCUAUUGGAUUACGGGUAAAGCCGGAUCUGGCAUAUCAACUCUGAUGAAAUUCAUUACGCAACCCACGGUAUCCGGUGAAGCUACCUCUUCGGGCCGCAUGGAACUUCGCUGUACGGAGCAUCUGCUCAAGUGGGCCAAAGAGAGGCCUUUAUUGGUUGCUUCAUUCUAUUUUUGGGGUUCUGGCACAAAUAUGCAAUCAUCCAAAGAGGGCCUCUACCGUACUCUCCUCAGCCAAAUUAUCCAAGCUUACCCAGAAGUCAUACCACAUAUUUCCCCCAAACGAUGGGAGGCUCUUUGUCUCUACAAUGAAGACCCGAAACCUUUUAGCGAAUCUGAACUCCGAAGGAUCCUACUCAAAACAAUUACAUUCAUAGCCUCCACCAGGAGGCUCUGCCUAUUUAUUGAUGGACUUGAUGAAUUCGACGGCGAGCACGCUGAUUUAAUUGACUUCGUUAAGGGAAUUACGAAAGAACCAUCAGUAAAGGUUUGUGUGGCGAGCCGACCUUGGACGGUUUUUGAAGACGCCUUGGAAAACAAACCAAGUCUCUUCCUCGAGGAUCUCACAUUUAACGACAUAAAAAGAUACGUCAUGUCUCGAUUCGGGACCGACCAGGAUUUCGUCUCUCUCCAAGGGCGUGAGAUGCAAGAAAUAUCAGAUCUGAUUGACAAUUUCGUAAAAAAAGCUUCUGGCGUAUUCCUUUGGGUUAACCUCGUUGUCACAUCACUUCUCGAAGGUAUUAGGUACGGAGAUAGGGUUUCAGAUUUACAACGGCGUCUCGAUGACCUCCCUACCGACCUUGAAGAUUUGUACGACAAGAUACUUUACGGGCUUGAUCCGUUCUACCUGGAACAUACAGCUCAGUAUUUCUAUAUAAUGCUAGCUUGUGUAGAGACACCAGCGGCGUUGUUGCUAUCUUACGCUGAUGAAGAUGACCCCGAGUUUGCUCUCAAGCUACCUACUUCCCAUCUACCCAACGGAGAUAUGCAGAGUCGGGUGAAAACCAUGAGAAGGCGGCUCAACUCUCGCUGUAAGGGACUUAUUGGAAUACCGAAAUUGGAAGAAGGUCGCCUUCUUGCUCUACAAGUCCAUUUUACGUAUGAUGAAAUAUUCGCACGUCUCGAAAAGAUAAAAGUCCAGUACCUACACCAAACUGUCAAAGACUAUCUAAAAAGGCCCCACGUACAGGAGAAGCUCUUAAGUAUGGUUAAAACGCCAUUCGACCCCUAUUUGAAGUUGUGUUCUGGGACUUUGGCUAUGUGGAAAACAUAUCAUUACAAAUUAGGGCCUGAGAAGCUUCUCGAGUGCAUGCAAUAUGCAUCGAAGGUAUCACAAGAAAAUGUCUCUAGCAUGGUUCAGAUUCUAGAUGAACUAGAAAAGAUAGCCGUACUAGAUCGAAACUCGACGAUUUCCCCCACCUUUGACCACUUACUCAAAAUACGACCUAGAGAGCCAAAACGAACCGAAUGUUUCGGUGACUGCUUCCUUUCUCUUGCAGUCAAAUGCGAUGUGAUUGAAUAUGUCAAAAGAAAGACGUCGCAUGGUUGCUUAGUGCGGCCUGGUUCGGAGCCUCGUGGAAUCAAAUGCGUUAUCAAUGGUAAUAAGACUCCCAGAAACCGUAUAAAAUUCUGGGAGAAAAAUAAUCGGAGAGUUACGACAAUUGAUGAUACUACGGGAUGGUCUCUUCUGCUAGAUGCCACUUGCUCUGAGCUUGCAAACCCGUCAAUGAUUGCCACUCUUAUGCGAAACGGUGCUGACCCCAAUAUCGACGUGGUCUUUCGCGGCGGCGACGAAAUAAGCACUGUAUGGAUAGAAACGUUAGUAUCUGCAGUAAUCUACUGUACUUGCCGUGAAGACGCUUUCAAAACUUGGGCCAACGUUCUGCAAACCAUGAUAGCGCAUGGAGCAAGCACAAAGACGACAACCAUGAAACAGGCCAAAGUUCGAUUACAAAAAGAAGUACCUAAAUAUAGCAGAACCGUAAUCAACGAUCUGGAUAUUAGGGUUGAUCUCCUCCAGAGAAAAUUCCAAUCGAUGAAGCUUAAACCGGGGGAUCCCCUCUCCAGGCUCGAGUCAACUGAUUUAUCCUGGCCGAACAAUCCUACACGUUCAUCAACUAAUACUUCACUUGCAUGAUAGGAAUAGGAACAUAUUUCGUGGAGUGCUACUUGCCCUCUAGCUUUGUAUGAUCGAUAUCGUCUCUUAU
Messenger RNA from Hypoxylon trugodes, 3190 nucleotides. RefSeq lists its product as uncharacterized. The record is from RefSeq and is a predicted model, not a curated record. The coding region runs from base 1 to 3120 and encodes 1039 amino acids. The transcript is spliced from 2 exons. Lineage: Eukaryota; Fungi; Ascomycota; Sordariomycetes; Xylariales; Hypoxylaceae.